Molecule: messenger RNA, 1184 nt
Organism: Anneissia japonica
Lineage: Eukaryota; Metazoa; Echinodermata; Crinoidea; Comatulida; Comatulidae
Exons: 15
Coding region: 1-870 (289 amino acids)
Biological process (GO): reciprocal meiotic recombination; protein sumoylation; homologous chromosome pairing at meiosis
Cellular component (GO): synaptonemal complex
Molecular function (GO): SUMO transferase activity
Source: RefSeq, a predicted model, not a curated record
AUGGCUUUCGAUUUCAUAAAACAUCUAAAACCAGAUGUGGAGAUUUUCUUUCAGGACCCUGCAGAUAUUUUGAAAAAACACCUUAAACAGGUAAUACAGAUCCUUGAAUUUCAGCAAAAGCACAAGCAGCUCCUUGCAUCUCAUCGGAAACAAGAGAUAUUGAAACAGAACAGUAUGCUGGCUGAAGCCAGGAAGCGAUCCGAGACGCUUGACAUCUUAGAGAGGGAGAUUAAAUUACUUACUGAAGAAAACAACCACUUACGAAGUCUACUUGAAGAAUCUCCUGUAAAAAGAAGGUGUGGAACACCUGGACGUAUCCUUCAGAGGACUUCGCCUUUGAACCCUGGAAUGGCAUCAAGAUCUGUAACACCUUCACCAAUCCUCAAUUCUCCUUACACCCUCACCAGUAAGUUAAACAGGUCCCAGGAUGGGAAUCAUACUCCACAGAUGAUAAGAACACCUCAAGGACCAGCAAGGAUCAGUCUACGAACCCCUCCCAUCAAUGGUAGAUUGGGAACGACACCAGGAAAUUCAGGAACAAGGAAAACACCAUCAGGUUACCCAAAACGGCCUAGCACCACACCUGGUAGGCUAUUGGCUCCAACAACACCUGGCCUCAAUAAGACAUCUUCACCUAUGAUAACUAGUCCGAUGUAUAACAGAAGUGGUGGUGAUGGUUUCAAUGUCAGUGGAAGAGAUCAUAUUUCAUCUUCACAGAGCCAAUUUUCACAAAUGAAGCGCUACAUGAUGGAUAAUCGGCAACAUACACCAAAAUAUGGUGAUACAAACAAGAAACCAAUACAGCUGAGUAACACUCGCCAUCAACCGUUAAUUUCUACGCCUUUGUCAAGUCAGAUACCAAGAAUGUAAGGGCAUUUUUAAUCUAGUAAAAUUGUGAUGACUGGACUCGUAACCUGAAAAACAUUCCAAUAAUUUGUAAUGGGUAGAAAAUGUGGAGGUGGUUCGUCCUCAUUAAGAGUUAAUUAGUGACAAGCAAGUAGUUAUAAUUUCAGAGAAUCCCCCUGAAUGACGAACGUCAUGUUUUAUUGAGGAACAGAUGGUUAGCAUGGCUUGUCAAACACUUUGCUUUUUAUGAUUUACAGUAGUGUACUGUUGUUUGGGACGCUCCAAGGCAUUUCAGUUUUAUUUUCCUGUUGAUGUUUAACUUGCACAGCUAAAGCCAC